AUGUCCAACUUUAAGAAUUUUACUUUAAAUUCCUUUGAAGAUUAUUACGGAAAGCCCUCUGAAACGCCAAAAAUGGAGGAAGAGAAAUUGGAAGUAACAAAUGUGAAUGCGUCCUCUUCAAAAAAAGUACAUAAAAGCAAAAAGAGCACUUCAAAAUAUGACCAAAAGAAUGUAUUUAGAAACUCAAUGACAGGAAUUGCACAAAUACUGCCAACAAAACCUGUGAAAAUUAUAGAGCAGAAUAUUGAUUUUGCCAAUCCGAAGAGCUUCGACCUCCUGCAAUCUACACAUACUAUUUGCUUUAAUAAAAGAAUUAACACUACUAAUACCAAGUUGAAUGUGGAAACUCAUACUUCUAGUGAUAUUGACAACGACAUAUUGCACGUUGGAGCCCCCACAGACUUGGGGGGAAACAGUAAUGACGAAGCGGAAACAAGGCAACUAAGGAAGUUUCGAUGGUCCAAUAAUAAAGAAAAAAGUCUUUGUGAAAAGUUAACAGUCAUAUAUUGGGCCCUCUUGCUCCACACAACAAAGAGAGCAAGUAAAAGGAGACCUAUAUUAUGUCAUCAAAUGAUAGCUGAGUUUUUUAACAGAGUUUAUAAGGAGAAAUCAAGAGUACCUAUAACUUCAAGAUAUAUUAGAGAUAACCUCGUCGCUUGGGUCACUCAAGGAAAGGAAUUGCAUGAAAAAGGUUGGGUAGGGGAUGCCAAAACUGGCGAUUUGCAAGAACAGUUCAAUAUAGCCACUGUCAAAUUAUAUGAAAGCGCAGAAGACGGGCGUCUUUCCAUUGGUAAAGACAAACCCUUUCGAGAGGAAAACACCGGCAGUGAUAGUUUGGUUCGAGCGGAAGAGGACUCUACCGCUGUCACUAAUGAAAAUGGACAUAUUUCUUCAGAAAAAAACUUGAAAAAAGAUCGUAGAGAGUCUAUAAGGAACCAAAUCCUGACUUUAGACCUAAAUGACGAAGAUUUUUUCCAAAAUGUAAUGAAAGUUUUAUCAGCCAUUGAUGAACCAGAACUGAGACAAUAUGUAAUCGUAAUCUCAGAAUUAGUUAGCAUGGAAAUGGAUGAUGGUAAAACGGUACGAGAAAAGCUCCGAGACGUUGAAUUGAAUAUUAAUAGGUUGCAGGUUGAUAUAAAAGAAAUAAAGGAAAUGCUUGUUACACUGAUAAACAAAUGA
This is a messenger RNA of Saccharomyces cerevisiae S288C, 1179 nucleotides long. It is a transcript of the gene SRL2, whose product is annotated as Srl2p. The coding region runs from base 1 to 1179 and encodes 392 amino acids. The record is from RefSeq and is marked reviewed. The transcript has a single exon. Gene Ontology annotation, cellular component: nucleus; cytoplasm. NCBI's taxonomy places the organism in Eukaryota, Fungi, Ascomycota, Saccharomycetes, Saccharomycetales, Saccharomycetaceae.